GGGGGAGGGCCGAGGCCUGCUUCCGCCGAGCGCCGGUCCGACCCCUCGGCCUCCCCGUCCGCGGCGCGCCGGCCCGGGCCUCCGCCUUUGUUGCCCGCAGCCCCGCCGGCGAGAGGCCGGGGCUUGGCGAAGGCCUGGGGCGGCGGCGCGGGGCCUGCGCGGCUCGCAGCCCGCCGCCCGGCCCGCUCGGCCGCUCCUCGGGCUCGGGCUCGGGCUCGGGCUGUGGUCCAGGGGCCGGAGGGCGCGCGGGCUCGCGAGGGCCCAGGCCGCGUCGGUGCCGCCGCCGCCCCCGCCCGCCGGGAGGUCGCGCCGGGGGGCCCCCCGCGUGUGCCGCGCGUGACGGUGCUGCUGGAUGGGAUUUACUCGCACGGAUGUGGGGCCGUGGGCUUUUCAGCGGCCCCUGGAAGCGAGACAGGCCUUAAUUUUCAAUUUGCUUCAGGAGUUGGCAACUUCGGGGACACCAUGGUGGCUCAUUAUGUGGCACAACUAUUGACGUUUCUCGGUGGCAGGUCCUGGCACAGAACUCGGAAUGCGCGCAGCAGGCUGGAUGCCAACUUCACAGGCAUCACACUUGGAGAAUAUGUUUGAGGAGCAGUGACUGUCCCAUUGUCCUUGGGAGCAGACUGUUGAGUAAUAGAGAAGAAAGAAGGAAGAAAAGACAGAGAUCUCUGAAGGCCUGGGAGACAAACCGUUAUCUCAGCAUCAGUGAACCUGAAGAUGUCACUAUGCCAUCCUGAAGUUUUGCAACAGGGGACGGCUCCGGAGGCUCUGCGAGGCCGGGCGAGGCCGUAGAUGCGGCAUCGCGGCCUCCGCGGAGGCGUGCGGAGCGCUUCGCGGCGAGCGGCUGAGCCUGGUGCGGGCAGCGCGUCACCAUGAAGAAGAUCAGCCUCAAGACCUUCCGGAAGUCGUUCAACCUGAGCAAGAGCAAGGACGAGACGGAUUUCAUGGUGGUGCCGCAGCCGGCGCUGGCCGGCGACUUCGGGAAGGACGAGCCCUUGUUCGGCGGCUGCUACGGGAAGGAGCUGGCGGGCUGCGACCUGAGCGGCGACGGCGAGCAGGGCGGGAAGGGCCGCUCCAAGAGCGAGAGCCUCAUGGGGACGUUGAAACGGCGGCUGUCGGCGAAGCAGAAGCAGAAGGGCAAGGGCGGCGCGGCGGCCGGCGGCUCGGCCGACGACGACACCUUCUCCUCCUCGUCGGCGCCGCUGGUCUUCAAGGACGUGCGCGCGCAGCGGCCCAUCCGCUCCACGUCGCUGCGCAGCCACCACUACAGCCCCACGCCGUGGCCGCUGCGGCCCACCAACUCGGAGGAGACGUGCAUCAAGAUGGAGGUGAGGGUCAAGGCCUUGGUUCACACGUCCAGUCCGAGCCCGGCCCUGAACGGGGUGCGGAAGGAUUUUCACGACCUGCAGUCGGAGACCGUGUGCCCGGAGCAGAGCAGCUCCCUCAAGGGCUCCGAGUCCCAGCACGGGGACCUGCACCUGCACCUCGAGGACCACGUGCCUGUCGUUAUCGGACUUGUGCCUCAGGACUACAUUCAGUACACCGUGCCUUUAGACGAGGGGAUGUACCCGCUGGAGGGGCCGCGCGGCUACUGUCUGGACACCUCUUCGCCCAUGGAGGUCUCCGCGGUCCCUCCGCAGGUGGGAGGCGGCUCCUUCGCCGAAGACGAGAAUCAGGUAGACCAGGACCUCGUGGUGGCCCCGGAGAUCUUCGUGGACCAGGCGGUGAACGGCCUGUUGAUCGGCACCACCGGAGUCAUGCUGCAGAGCCCCCGAGCGGGGCACGACGACGUCCCCCCACUCUCACCGUUGCUACCUCCGAUGCAGACCAAUCCAGUCCAAAGGAACUUCGGGGCGCUCGCCAGCACAGACGCCCACGUGGCCGAAAGCAUGCGCUGCCAUUUGAAUUUUGACCCGAACUCUGCCCCUGGGGUGGCGAGAGUGUACGACUCGGUGCAGAGUAGCGGCCCCAUGGUUGUGACGAGCCUUACGGAGGAGCUGAAAAAACUGGCGAAACAAGGGUGGUACUGGGGACCCAUCACGCGCUGGGAGGCAGAAGGGAAGCUGGCGAAUGUGCCGGAUGGCUCGUUCCUUGUUCGGGACAGUUCUGACGACCGCUACCUUUUGAGCUUGAGCUUCCGCUCCCAUGGCAAAACACUUCACACGAGAAUCGAACACUCCAAUGGUAGGUUUAGCUUUUAUGAACAGCCCGACGUAGAAGGACAUACGUCCAUCGUUGAUCUAAUUGAGCAUUCAAUCAGGGACUCUGAAAAUGGAGCUUUUUGUUAUUCAAGGUCUCGGUUGCCUGGAUCUGCAACUUACCCGGUCAGACUGACCAAUCCCGUGUCGCGGUUCAUGCAGGUGCGUUCUUUGCAGUACCUGUGUCGUUUUGUUAUACGUCAGUAUACUAGGAUAGACUUGAUUCAGAAACUGCCUUUGCCAAACAAAAUGAAGGAUUACUUACAGGAGAAGCACUACUGAAAGAUUACGAGAACCCUGCAUCUUGCACUUUGGGAAUAAGAAAAAGAGAUUGAAAUACAGUUUACAAACUUACAUUGCUAUCAAAAUCUUUUGCUGCCAUACUAUUUCAGUUUUAUGUGUAAAAGUAAUCAAUCUGUUCAGGGGUGGGGAAGUGUCAGCAAGGUGUCUUGGGUUUAUUUUGGUUCUUUAAAAAGGGAAGUCUUGCGGUUUUGGAAGUGUGAAUUAUCUUUCAUAAAUGUGCAGAAUAAUCACAAUGUGAAUGAUCAGAUUCUCCUUAACCCCCCCCCCCCCAGUCCUUUGCUGCUAUCCACUGUGAUUUUUAUGCAUUAAAAGCACAUUUCAUGUGUAUUCAACCCUAAGUAAAGUUGAAUGAAACCUACAGAAUGAAUAUUGUUAUGUCUCUUUAAGUGGCCCGUUUUCAAAGAUCGUGUUGAAUAAACAUACCCAUAUGAAAAAAUGCAGAAUUUACACAUACACUGAAAAUGAUUUUUAAUCUCAUACUUCAGAUGGAUUUAUUUAGAACUAUGAUUUGACAUAAUCUUGGGUAUUGGAAUGCAGAUCUGCAACAUAACUUCUACAACACUUAUUUCCAAAUUGUUUUUGAGGUUGUGCUGUUUUUUGGUUGUGAAAAGUUGAAUUUUUCUGUUGCCUUCAUUUUCAUCUUGUGGUUUGUCUAUUUUAAUAAAUGGCCUUACAUGAAAAAAAAAUCAUAAAGAAGUGUAUACCACCAAUUUAGAAAUUGUUGCCUUUUCUGUCAUUAAGCUCUGGUACAAAUUGGAAUAACAUAAGCAGACCUAUGGGACUAGAACUAUUAUUGAAGAGACACUAGAUGAUCAUAGUUUCCUGUGAUAGUAAUUUUGUUGUGUUAAUUAUACUUUCCUUUGGUAAAGUGUUUUAUCUGUGAUUUCUUUAGUUUAGCCAACAUUUUCUUUGGGUGAACUUGAUGUAGAACUGACCUUCGUAAAGGACUAGAUUCUCUUGGGACAUUUAAGUUUAUAUAAAGUUUUAAAUUGAUUUGAGUAGAAAACCUUGUUUUAGAUUUGGGUUUAUAUUCUUCUUUUAUGUAGUCACUGUUAAGAUGUGCUAGAUUUGACCCUUCCUUCUCUCCACCAAACAAAACCAAAAAACCUGAUGACUUUAGUUGAAAAAUUGUAUAACUCGUGGAGCCUCCUGUAAGAAGAAUAUUAAAAACCAUAUCAGGUAUAUAGAAGUCUUGUUGCCCAUUGUUUAUACCGCCAUUUAAAAAUCGGUUUUUUGUUUUGUCUUGUUUUAAAUUUAGUUAAGUCUUAAGUAAAUUGGCAGCCAGCAUUAGUUGUUUUAUCUCUGAUUCAGUUGCUUGGGUUGGGGCACAGAAAGGAGUGUGUUAUCCCCAGUACUUUGGUUAUUUUGAAAUUCAGUGUUUAUUCGCUUCAGUGAGUGUUUUGGAAGCAUCCCAUCUAGAAAAUGUUUCCACCUCCGAUGAAACAUAUAAUUUAAGACAUUUCUUCCUUUGCCACUCAGUUUUCCUAUCUCUUACCCCUCAAUUAAAAGUAAGAGUAAAGGUCUUAGGUCACCCUUAAUGGCUUUGUCAUGCAGACACGCCAGUGUCCCUGUUUUUUGUUGCUGUUGUUGUUUCUGUUUUAUAGGGUCAGAACUGAGAAAUACCAAGAAAAGGCACAAUAAUACCGUGUUAUGGUAUUUUGACUUAAAGGGGAAAAGGUACUUAAUUUUGGUGGAAUGUUGAUUGUACCUUGUCGCAAAGACUCCUCUUUCAUUUUCUGAUACGUUUUCACCUAAUAGGAUGGAAUAUGGAGUAUACUGUAAUAAUAUAAUUUAAGUGUUCACUAUAAGCUAUUUGGAUUAAGAACUAUAACAGAGUUGUAAACUUAUCAAAUUAAUGCAAGACAUUUAAACUAUUUUUUUGCAAAACUAUUUAUUUUUAAACAAUUUAAAAUAUAUCUAGGGUGAGUUAAAAGUCCCUGUGCAUCUAUAUUAGAUGGCAGGUAUUGUCACAGAGUCACUGUGUAUUAAUAAUAAAUGUUGAAAUGGCUUCUCCGUGUUUCUAGAAGCAUUUACAUGUACUCUUUGUGAGAUCAUGGUGCACAGAGGUCUUUGGACUGCCCUGAACCCUGUCUCGUCAUGUGGGCAAAGCCUGCCCCCCACGUUUUCCUCAUGAUGCCAUGUGUUCAAGAUCUAGCUAUUUAGUUUCAAGUUAAGAUUAGUUUGAUUUUCAUCUAAAUGUUUUUAAAAUUGUAUUUUGUGUUUUAUGGAGGGCAAGUCUUGAUGCUGUUCUAUUUCAGAAAGCCAGUUUUUUAUGUGCUUUUUGUGUAGUCGUAACAUAAAAUACUUCAAGGUGAAAUGCCCUAUUCUAAUCCAGUUUGAAAUUGCUAGGGCCUGAUAGUGUACUGAUAAAAAUAAAAGUAUUUGCCAAGAAAUUAUUUACCAACAAAGGAGUAUUGGGAUAUUUUCUGCUUUUGUGUAGAAAGAACCAUUUGGCAUAGGCAGCACAACAUAAUGUGAGAAACUGGCUUUAUAGGAUCCUAAAAUAAAAUAGUCUUUAAAAAUGGAAAGGGGAAAAGAGAGAAAUCUCUGUCCUAUAGUUUGAUUUAGAUACCAUUUGGUUAAAUUUCUGGAUUCUACUGAAUGGCAGUUUAGAUGGCGCGGGAAAAACCUGUAAGUGAUUUUUAAAAUAUGUGCUUCUAAAAAAUCUGAGCUCAAGGCAAGAAAGAGAAAACAGGAAAGCUGUAUCCUUUUGCCAUAGUAAAUGAAUCAGAGUCAUUUUUUUUAAUCAAACAUUUUGUCACAAAACACGAUGGAGGCCAGAAGCUAAUUCUAGGCUUACUAGGACACUAUUAGGCAUUUUUAUAAAUAAUAAGAAAGCAUAGAAAGUACUUGAAAAAUAUCUCACUCUUUCUCUUUCUAAGGAAAACUGUUCUCUUUCUACUUGGUGCAAUAAUCUGAAAAUCUAGAAGGUCAGAAACAUAUCACAGGAAAUGAUCAUAGAACUAAGAAUAGUUUUUAAGGAAACCGACUACAAGGGUAACCAUCUUGCUGUUGAAGAAAAUUGUGUGCCAAAAGACAAAAAUCAUUGGCAUAUAGGAAAUAAAUACAAAGUAUACAUUAUAAUUUCUGAGCCAGUAUUAAUGAAACAGGAUAAAAAUGACUAAAAUCUUGAAUAGGUUAUACGCAGUGCCCCUGCUAGUGCUAUAAAUCUAAAUAUCUUAAUAAUGCUUUCAGAAACGCCAGUUUUAAUCAUUGUACAUUUCACAUUAUAUAUGAGAUAAUUUGUUUCAUGAAUGAUUCAGAAUAAUAUAUAUUAAAUCCUAAUGGCUUGUCAUCAAAUGUGAAGUCAAUUUGAAAAUGAAAUCACUCUACCAGCAAUAGACAGUUUUGUUGAAAACUCUAAUAAGGAGCAGCUACCAGUUCCAUAAAUAACUUUAAAGUUCCAAAAUAAAGUAUUGGUACAUUAGUAAUCACAAAUUUGGUUCUUUUUGCUACUUUGUAAAAUCCUAUUAAGGAUUUUUUAAAUAAACAUCCUUUUUAUUGAUCAGUCACAAUAUGGUGAAUGUGUAGUUGAUGUUUCUGAAAAGUGAUCCAAACUCUACAUCCAGAGAUGAUGAAAAAUUCUUAUAGAAUUUUGUAAUAAGUAUACAUGUUGGAUUAAAGAAAUUUUAUAGUCGUUGGAGUGCCAUGAAAUUAAUACUUGCAAUCCAGAUUGCUGUAGUUUACACUUUUUCUGUAUGUUUCAAAUCAGGUGUGUACCAUUUGUACUGAGAACACCACAGAAUGAAUUAUCCAAAGUCCAUUGAUUUUAAUAUGUGUUUUGGUUUGUAAACAAAUUAUAGUAAUUUCUUGCACAUUUUUGGAAAUUAAUUGUAUAAGAAUUUAUGUAUCUGCUUCUAGAUACAGUGUGUAAAUAAAAAUUUCGUUCACAAGA
This is a messenger RNA of Mustela lutreola (European mink), 6396 nucleotides long. RefSeq names its product suppressor of cytokine signaling 6 (gene SOCS6). The record is from RefSeq and is a predicted model, not a curated record. Gene Ontology annotation, cellular component: phosphatidylinositol 3-kinase complex. Gene Ontology annotation, biological process: intracellular signal transduction; regulation of growth; phosphatidylinositol phosphate biosynthetic process. The coding region runs from base 873 to 2480 and encodes 535 amino acids. NCBI's taxonomy places the organism in Eukaryota, Metazoa, Chordata, Mammalia, Carnivora, Mustelidae. Gene Ontology annotation, molecular function: 1-phosphatidylinositol-3-kinase regulator activity. The transcript has 3 exons.